GUUUAUGCAGUGCGUCCCUGAGAAAUUGGGUGCAAUCUCUAGCCGAGCAGAAGAGAUUAUGCAUGAAGCCUUUUYCUGCGUUUCAAAAUGAUGUAUGAUAUCUAGUAAAUACCAUGGCAACGCUCUGAUAGAGACUGAGACCAGCUCCAAACGGGUUUUAACUUGUACAACGCUUCGUCUGUUAGUGCCUCUUGGUGCCUUUCAACAAUUCACGGGAUACUGAUUCCUACUGUGUAGAGGUUGCUAUAAUCUGAAAAUGCCUAAUAAAUCRAGCUUUACCUCGGCCAGGCUUUCCUUUGUGCUAUCUGCAGUAAUUGCUGUGCUGUGCAUUGGUGCGCUGGUUCGGGUUGAACUCCUUCUAAGGGACAAAGAGAACUGAUCAACAUGAUACAAGAAAAGACAAAGUGUAUGGUGUCUUGUAAACUCAAGGACAGUCAAGAAAAAGAAACGCCAAUGAAAGAUUCAUUGAAAGAGAACGCUUCCAAAUCCAGAUCUCGCCGAGAUGUCAUUCAGAUGGAUGCGAACAACACUACGCCACAAGCUCUUCAAGAACUUUACUCAUCCAUACACAAAGUCUAUGUCAGUAGACAGCGAGGACUACCAGGACCCCCAGGCCUCCCCGGAAAGACUGGUCCAAGAGGAUCUAUUGGACCGCAAGGACCCAAGGGACCUGCUGGGAUGAAGGGUGAUAUUGGUAAACCAGGUCUACCUUGCAAGCCUUUGAUUAUCAAUUACCCUCCCAAGGUGUCGCUGCCAGUCGGACCGAUUUACGUUAAAGAAGGAAACAAGUUAAUUUUGUCAUGUCACGUGACUGGUUACCCCAAACCCAAGGUCACGUGGUCAAAAGUCAUGGACUCUUUGCCUUCAAAUCGUUCUUUCAUCACUGCAAACAGGCUAAAGGUGUUGUCAGUCCAAAAACAAGAUUCGGGUUUGUAUGUCUGCGCUGGAUCCAACACUCUCGGCUCAGCGGUCAAGAGUACCCAACGAUACCGCUCCACAAAAUAACCGGUCCACAUCCUAUUUUUUGACUGGCUGGCAAAUUGAAUUUUCAUGUUCCUGGCUGGGAGAUUUUAGACUUAAAGUGCACUGCUGGAUCAGAUAGUUCAGUGCUGGCUGGGAAUAUUCAAUUUGUAUACCUAACUGGGACAUCAAAUUACGGGGAUAUUAAUAGACUUUGCUGGGAGCUAUUUUUGCUUGUUUGAUUAAUAAAGCAUGUAUGUUGACAUUUGAUGUGAUAUAUAAACCUUUGACAGUUGCCAUGCCUACUGAGAAUUUU
Exaiptasia diaphana is the source of this 1276-nucleotide messenger RNA. Its product is annotated as collagen alpha-1(XXII) chain-like. The transcript has 3 exons. Gene Ontology annotation, biological process: axon guidance; cell adhesion. Gene Ontology annotation, cellular component: plasma membrane. The record is from RefSeq and is a predicted model, not a curated record. Gene Ontology annotation, molecular function: protein binding. The coding region runs from base 385 to 1005 and encodes 206 amino acids. Lineage: Eukaryota; Metazoa; Cnidaria; Anthozoa; Actiniaria; Aiptasiidae.